Linum tenue is the source of this 1670-nucleotide messenger RNA. The record is from the annotation of a GenBank genome assembly. NCBI's taxonomy places the organism in Eukaryota, Viridiplantae, Streptophyta, Magnoliopsida, Malpighiales, Linaceae.
UUCCUUUCCCCUCGACACAAAGAGAAGAAACCAAAAAAAAAAGAAAAACGACAAAUCCCUAAGAUCCACCCCAGAAAACAAUGGCGCGCCGAUCCCUCCCCAAUCUCCUCAAGCGCCUCUCCUUCACGGCGGCGCCACCGCGCUCCCGCACCAUCACCUACAUGCCGCGUCCCGGCGACGGGACACCGCGGGCCGUGACGCUGAUCCCGGGGGACGGGAUCGGUCCCUUGGUGACGAACGCGGUGGAGCAGGUGAUGGAGGCGAUGCACGCGCCGGUGUACUUCGAGCGGUACGAGGUGCACGGAAACAUGAAGAUUUUCCCGGCGGAGGUGGUGGAGUCGAUCAGGAGGAACAAGGUUUGUCUCAAGGGCGGGCUGAUCACGCCCGUCGGCGGCGGGGUGAGCUCGCUGAACGUGCACCUGAGGAAGGAGCUGGACCUGUACGCGGCGCUGGUGAACUGCAGGAACAUGCCGGGCUUGCCGAUCCGGCACGAGAAGGUGGACAUCGUGGUGGUGAGGGAGAACACGGAGGGGGAGUACGCCGGGCUCGAGCACGAGGUGGUUCCCGGCGUUGUUGAGAGUCUUAAGGUGAUAACGAAGCACUGCUCGGAGCGAAUUGCAGAGUACGCCUUCGAGUACGCCUACCUGAACAACAGGAAGAAGGUGACGGCGGUGCACAAGGCCAACAUCAUGAAGCUCGCCGACGGCCUCUUCCUCGAAUCCUGCCGGGAGGUCGCCGAACGGUACCCUGCCAUCGCCUACAACGAGAUCAUCGUCGACAACUGCUGUAUGCAGCUCGUCUCCAGGCCCGAGCAGUUCGACGUCAUGGUCACUCCGAACCUCUACGGCAACCUCGUCGCCAACACGGCCGCCGGAAUCGCUGGAGGCACCGGCUUCAUGCCCGGAGGGAACGUGGGAGCGGACUAUGCGGUGUUUGAGCAAGGCACAUCAGCCGGAAACGUGGGGAACGACAAGAUCAUAGCGGAGAAGAAGGCGAAUCCGGUGGCGCUCCUGCUUUCGUCGGCAAUGAUGCUCAGGCACCUCCAGUUCCCGUCGUUCGCCGACAGAUUGGAGACCGCCGUCGGGAGGGUGAUUGCUGAAGGGAAGUGCCUGACUAAGGAUCUCGGCGGGGACAGCACCACCCAACAGGUCGUCGACGCCGUGAUUGCCAACAUCGACUGAUCAAUUUGCUUUGUUUGGAAUUUUUAUUUGAUUGAUUCAAUGGAGAGAAACAGAGCACUCUGCCCUCCCAAUUUUUCCCGCGCCAUUUUGAAAUAAACUAAUACAUAGAGAGAAUGACAGAUCCCCACAUUUUAAUGUUCUUUGAUUUCUUGCACCGAUUUUUUUGAAUAAACUAAUACGAUUUCUCCCCAACUGUUUCCUUUGCACUUGCUUGUUCAAUGAUAUCUUCGAUCAACAUGGUAACAUUUGUGUGAGAGGAGCCUCGAUUUUCCACGGCUCGUUUCGCCAUUUCGGCAAGCUCCUUUGCUCUCUUCCUUCUCCAUUCUCCUUCCGCUCCUCCAUCCAUCGCCAGCCUCACCGCUCUCUCCACUUGCUCCUUCUUCACCAGUGCCUCCUCAUCUGUCUCCUCCUUCACGUCCCAGAGCGUGGGGCGCGAAGCUCCAACUUUCACUCCAGUUUUCAUCACCUCGACGAUCAACUUCUCGUUGC